AUGAUUGCUCUUCGAUACAGAGAAACCAUUCCAACCUCGAAUCUAACCGUUUUGCAUUCCGAUGAUCUUCAGUGCAAUUCAGAAGAUGUUCAACAAAUCAUCGAAAAGAAUAUCGGCUCCGAAGUGAUUGUUUCAAAAGAGUCAAUCUAUCAUGAAUUAUUCAUGAGAAUGGGUGGACGAUGGACUGUAAUUUGUCGAGAGAUUCAAAACGAUCAGUCUCUUCCCGUUUUUGCUACUCGAAGUCCGUUGUUCUGCUCAGGAAACAACUCAAAAGUUGCUUGUUUUGCUGCCGAAUUU
Mesorhabditis belari is the source of this 297-nucleotide messenger RNA. NCBI's taxonomy places the organism in Eukaryota, Metazoa, Nematoda, Chromadorea, Rhabditida, Rhabditidae. The record is from the annotation of a GenBank genome assembly.